AUGGCGCUUGAUGCCUUUUGCUGCACCGAACCGUGCGAUUGGUCAAAAAUCCCGAUAUGUCUACAAUCUAUCGGGAUUUUUGGCAACGUCUUGACGGGCGUGGGGCAAUUAUCCAGGAACUUGGAGGAGGCAUUGGAGGAAUUGGAGAGAGAUGUUCCGAAUUCCCAGCACUUUGCAAAUGUAGCAACAAAGAUCACUUCGACUUCGAGCCUUGCUUUCUUGGAAUUAUCUUGCACUAGGUCUUCGCAGCAGUUGCUUCUGUGGAAACAAGCAUUUCACGCUCGUUACAAGAAGUCGCCGGAAGAGGUCGUUGCUUGCCACACAACUGGAGAUUUUCGUGAGCUGCUGCUGUCACUUAUGAGCUCAUACCGUUAUGGUGGAGAUGAGGUGGACUUGACUCUGGCGAAAGAAGAGGCUAAGAUGCUCCGUGAGAAGAUCUUAGAGAAGGCUUACAGUGACAAGCAUCUCAUAUGGAUUUUGGCCUCUAGGAGCAAAGCACAUCACUCCAGUGAGUUUGGAAAUGAUAUCAACAAGGAUUUGAAAACUGAUCCAAAAGACAAGUUCCUUUUUAUGCUGAGAGCUACAGUCAGGUGCCUGACUCGCCCUGAGAAGUAUUUUGAGAAGGUCCUCUGUUUGGCUAUCAAAAGGCAAGGAACAGAUGAAGCGGCUCUGAUUAGAGUGGUUGUUACCAGGGCUGAGGUCGACAUGAAGUUAAUAACUGAGGAGUACCAAAGAAAGAACAACGUCCCCCUCCAUCGUGCCAUUGUCAAGGACACUCAUGGAGAGUAUGAGAAAAUGCUUCUGGCCAUGGUUGGCCAUGCAGACCCAUAAUUUAUAAGUACUUGUGAAGCUGUCUGGUAGAAGCAAUGUGCCUACCUCGGUGUGGUUUGAGGUGUCUAUGUUUUCAUUGCUGUCAUAUAAAUUUGUAGGUUUUCACGAUGCCCGGUUACGAAGGCAUCUGCUAGCUGUGUGAAGCAAAUAUGCCUGGUUAAAAAGGCAUCUGCUAGCUAUGUGAAGCAAAUACUUUAUUUUUUUUUUAUCGUGGCAUUGGUGUCUAUGUUACAAAUUUGUAGGUAUUCACCAUGC
Messenger RNA from Eucalyptus grandis, 1086 nucleotides. Its product is annotated as annexin D1. Gene Ontology annotation, cellular component: cytoplasm. The record is from RefSeq and is a predicted model, not a curated record. Gene Ontology annotation, molecular function: calcium-dependent phospholipid binding; calcium ion binding. The transcript is spliced from 4 exons. NCBI's taxonomy places the organism in Eukaryota, Viridiplantae, Streptophyta, Magnoliopsida, Myrtales, Myrtaceae. The coding region runs from base 1 to 831 and encodes 276 amino acids.